AGCAAAGAAAAAGGGCAAAACUAAAACCAAAACCCAUCAUUCCUUCUUCUGCUUCUCCAUCCUCUCUCUCUCUCUCAUGGUACACUAGAUUCCAAAUAUAUACGAUCAAGCAUUCUCCCCUGCUUAGCUUACAAUUCCGAAAUGGAUCUUCAUUAACACUAUUACCUGAAAAUCUCAAGAGAGAAUAAAAAAAAGUUGGAAGCUUUUGAUUUCAUCCAUCCAUCUUCUGUUUUUUUUUUCUGGUGAAUUGUUUGUUUGUUGUGGUGGGGUUUUCUAAAAUUACUUUGAAAAUUUCUGAUCUAAUGGCUGAUGUUGAUUCUGUUCACGACCUUGUCACUGACGGAAUUGAGAAGAGCCUGGUGACAACGGAUUCUAAACCGGAAUCGGAAUCGGACCUCAAACCCAAAUCCGAAACUAAACCGGAACCGGACGUCGAUCAAAUGAAGAAGCUUGCGCUGAAUCCUGAAGCUAAAGAGUUCUUUCCUUCUUACAAGAAGAAGAACAAUCAGUCUCUGUCUUCUGAAGAUUUUGCGACCGCUAAGAAGCUGUCUGGUGAAGAUCUUAAAGCCGACAACAAAAAGGAUGGCAAUUUCCGGAGGAGCAGAAACAAUUAUAACCAAGGGAGGAAAGUGAGGAUAACUGGAAGAGCUUCCAAGGCUCAAAGAGAGGAUAAUAUUAGAAGAACUGUAUAUGUCUCUGACAUUGAUCAGAGUGUGACUGAGGAAGUCUUAGCUGGUUUGUUCAGCAGCUAUGGACAAGUUGUUGAUUGUCGUAUCUGUGGAGAUCCACAUUCAGUGCUUCGCUUUGCCUUUGUUGAGUUCUCUGAUGACCAUGGUGCAAGGGCUGCUUUAAGUGUAGGUGGAACAAUGAUCGGUUAUUACCCAGUUAGGGUCUUGCCUUCAAAGACUGCUAUUCUUCCUGUGAAUCCCACAUUUCUCCCCAGGUCAGAAGAUGAAAGGGAGAUGUGUAGCAGAACCAUCUACUGCACUAAUGUUGACAAGAAUGCCACUGAAGAUGAUGUUAGAACCUUCUUUGAGUCUGCCUGCGGUGAGGUAACUCGCAUAAGGCUUCUUGGUGACCAGUUGCAUUCUACUCGUAUAGCUUUUGUUGAAUUUGCCAUGGCAGAGAGUGCAGUUGGGGCGCUCAACUGCAGUGGAGUAGUCUUAGGAUCGCAGCCGAUAAGGGUAAGCCCUUCAAAGACACCAGUGAGACCAAGAUUCAGUCGAUCACCAUCCUCAAACUAGGAGAGAAACAGAACCAACCCCAAAGAGGCUUUGUUGGUGUUGGAGAGUGAUGAAAAACAUUUCGUUUUUUUCCUUGAGUAAUUUUUCUUUUCAGUUAUCUUUUUUAAUUGUUCUCUAAUCUCUAGAGCAGAGUUAUAUCUCCAGUUCUGUAGUAUCUGGAAACAAAUGCAACAAUGAACAUGCUUUCUGAGUUCUUGUUCUGAGACUCAUUUCAGUUUAUAACAUUUUUCUCAAAUGGAAUUUUUUUUUUUUUU
Molecule: messenger RNA, 1498 nt
Organism: Raphanus sativus (radish)
Lineage: Eukaryota; Viridiplantae; Streptophyta; Magnoliopsida; Brassicales; Brassicaceae
Product: polyadenylate-binding protein-interacting protein 8
Exons: 10
Coding region: 303-1244 (313 amino acids)
Molecular function (GO): RNA binding
Source: RefSeq, a predicted model, not a curated record